GGAGGCGUGACUGCUCACGGGUCAUAUGAGCGUCACCAGCGGCUCUGGGGCCAGAGAGCGGCGCGGACACCGGAGCGCCAUGUCGCCGGCUGACAGCAGCACCCUGCCGGGGUGGAUGAGGCGCAUUUGACUGGGCGGUGACCGCCAUACUGACAGAUUGUUGACAAAAUGAACCUUGUGCAGAAAUAACGGUGAAAUUCCUCCUUUUCUCCAUUGUUGGUGUCUACAAACUUUUCAAGCAGUCGCUUGGCCCAGAUCGGCAAGACCAAAACUGGCCCGAGCCAGCACACUGCGACCAUAAUGUCCAAGUCAGCUCUCCUGAAGGUGAUCCUUCUUGGUGACGGCGGUGUCGGCAAAUCAUCGCUCAUGAACCGCUACGUCACCAACAAGUUUGACUCGCACCUCUUCCACACUAUUGGCGUGGAGUUCCUCAACAAGGAGCUGGAGGUGGACGGGCACCACGUCACGCUGCAGAUCUGGGACACAGCGGGUCAGGAGCGCUUCCGCAGCCUCCGCACACCUUUCUACCGUGGCUCCGACUGCUGCCUGCUCACCUUCAGCGUGGACGACGGACAGAGCUUCAGCAACCUGACCAACUGGAAGAAGGAGUUCACUUAUUAUGCUGACGUAAAGGACCCUGACAACUUCCCCUUUGUGGUUCUGGGCAACAAACUGGAUGUUCCCGAACGUCAGGUGUCCGGGGAGGAUGCGAGACAGUGGUGCCGCGAGAACGGCGGACACCCAUACUUUGAGACAAGCGCCAAGGAUGCUACAAAUGUAGCAUCGGCCUUUGAGGAGGCGGUACGGCGUAUUCUGGCGUUGGACGACAGAGCUGAUCACCUCAUCCACACCAACACAGUGGACUUGGAGAGAAAGACUCACCCUGAUCCCACCUGCUGCUGAGCUGAGCCACCGCUUACCCAGCACGAGUUCUCACGAUGCUUCUUCAGUUGGCAAAUAUUACAUGGGUCUGAGUGUGGGUUUGUGAUGCAACAAAAAGGGGAACUGGUGUUUGCUCUGAAGCUUCUGUACAAUAUGUCAUGCCCUUGGUUAGACUCUCGACCAGGAGGAGCAAUUUUAAGCCAAUCAUAAUAUAUUUUAGACCGAAACCAGCAAUGAUUUGUGCCGAUAUUCAGCAUUUUUACACCAUCAAGGGACUGAAAACUCUCCUGAACCAGCUUACAUUAGCUCAAUUUUGGAGACAUAAUUAUUAAUUUAUGGAAACCAUUAAGGAACAUUUAAUAAAAUAUAACAUUUCUUUUUUUUUUUUUUUUUUUUUAAUUUAAUUUUAUUGAUUUAUUUGCAGUUAGUGACUAACCUCAGUUAUCACACCAUGACUGGUUGAAACUUACUGAGUUUAAUUACUGCUUAAUGGUCGAAGAUUAGUGUAUUGAAGGGGGUUUUCUCUAAUUAAAAGUCUACGUCACUUCCAUAGUGUUAACAGUUCUCUAAACAUACUAUUCCCACCACAGUGAGUAUCUGAGACACGCUACAUUUCUGUGCUUAAAACAUGUCACAUUUUCCGUUAUAAGAGGUUUAAAAACAUAAAAACCCAAUAUUCCAUCAAUAACUCAAACUCUCAACAAACAGCAGAUACGAAGGUACCUAAAAGUCAGUGUCGUCAAUUUUUUAUUUUUUAUUUUUUAAAGACAAAACAACUGUUACCUUCUGUUUUGUUGGGGUAACAGUGCCAAACCAGAGCUCUUGUGUUGUUGUUUUUUUUGUAAUACCACUGAUGCCAUGAUGACAUUUGGUGUUCCUCUAAAUAAAAGAUUUUAGCAGUUA
Molecule: messenger RNA, 1785 nt
Organism: Xiphias gladius (swordfish)
Lineage: Eukaryota; Metazoa; Chordata; Actinopteri; Istiophoriformes; Xiphiidae
Product: ras-related protein Rab-9A-like
Exons: 3
Coding region: 301-903 (200 amino acids)
Biological process (GO): retrograde transport, endosome to Golgi; Rab protein signal transduction
Cellular component (GO): phagocytic vesicle; lysosome; late endosome
Molecular function (GO): GTP binding; GTPase activity
Source: RefSeq, a predicted model, not a curated record